Molecule: messenger RNA, 795 nt
Organism: Megalopta genalis
Lineage: Eukaryota; Metazoa; Arthropoda; Insecta; Hymenoptera; Halictidae
Source: RefSeq, a predicted model, not a curated record
CAGUGUGAACAGUUCAGUUUGUUCAGCGCGCUCAGCGAGUAUCGUUGCUCGCUUACGCUAAGCGUGACCAUCAAGAAUCGUCUCUUCGUGAUAGUGCAUGCGUGAGACGAACCCCUUCGAACGGUCGACCUUUGACCCAACCGAGGUCAGAAAAAGCCUAUUCGCAGGCGCGGAUCGCCGAUCGUCGAUUUCCGUUUUUGGACUGCACGAUCCAUUGGAUUAUUGUUAUCGGAACUCAUCCGGAUUUCGUGUGAAGUUUUUGUAGGCUCAUCAUGUUACCGAGAUUGGUACUGCCAAUAAUUUUGCUACUCGUGAUUCUAGCAAUAAGCACACGAUCGCGCGCUUGCGAUUUGGACCAGAUGCAGUAUGGAUGUCGAAUUUAUAACGCACAAUGCAGAUGCGGUUAUGGCUGUUCUUCCGAAUACAGAUAUAAUAAUAAUGAGGACUGUAAAGAAGCAUUAAGAGGCAAGCGUAGUGAUACGUGCUACAGAUUAAAACCUUGCUUGAACGAGGGAUCUUGCAUACAAAUAUCGUCAGAUCCUGGAUUUAAAUGUCGCUGCGAAGGAACCGGUUAUUAUGGGCCACUCUGUGACAAACCUUGUCCAGGACUGAAUCAUUUACGUCUCCGAGGGCCGUUCCCCUACGAAUGUGUUGUAAUCUAAUCUACAAUGCUUCUUAUUCUUACCUACUAAAAAUCAAAUACAUGUUAUUAAAUACAAAAAAAUGAACACGUUUUGUAACAAUUUCCACAUCUUUGUACAUACAUAAUAAAUACAUAUUGUAUAUAUCAUAAUA